ACACACGAGAUGGAGAUUUGUUCAACAGUCACAACCAAGAAGCUCUCAAGACUCGCGAAGCUAAUCCUCUUCACCAUCCAGAAGGUCUCAGACGCCUCACGUCACAAACUCCUCACAACUCUCCACCCACAGCUACUCGCGAAACAUGGCAAGACCCUACGAAAAUCUCUAAACGACGCAGUAUCAACUUCCCACUCACGCAUCACGUGCCGUCCUUCCGACUACGAAGACAUCCACUCUUCUUACAUCUCACCUGUCCCUAUCCAGCUGGACUACGAGUUCAGCUGCAGCAGCACCCCACCGAGACGUUCCUACGCCUCAACCACAACCGCACGACGCAGCGGUUCACGCAAACCGCUUAUCAACAAACGCCAACGCAACGCGUAUGUACGGUACAACACGCUCCCUAAGGUCAGAGAUUGUGCCUGGGAGCGACACGUGGCGGCGGCCGUGUUUCCUGACGUAGCUAGCAGCUCGGGAACUAUGGAAAGUGGACACGUGGACAGAGCAGCGGAGGAGUUUAUACAGAGGUUUCAUAGACAGCUGAGGUUGCAGAGGUGGAUGAUGGCUCAAGAGGUUUAAACACAUUCGAUUCAUGGUUACUUUUUGUUACACCAAAAUAUAUCAGUCAUAUCAGAAAAUUACUAUAAUAGGUAACUUUGUAGUCUUGUUUUGACUUUCUAGUUUGGUAUAUAUUUCCCUAGUUUUUUCGUUUUUUUUUUUUAAUUUAUGUUUUUGUGUAAUUUUAAUGAAACCAUGAUCGUGUUUUGGAUCUGUUUGGAUGAAAUUGUAAGAAAAUCGAUUUUUGGAGUUUGAGAAAAGCUCUUUUGUGUGUGUAAUAUCA
This is a messenger RNA of Eruca vesicaria subsp. sativa (arugula), 844 nucleotides long. Lineage: Eukaryota; Viridiplantae; Streptophyta; Magnoliopsida; Brassicales; Brassicaceae. The record is from the annotation of a GenBank genome assembly.